AGCUGAUCGGCGGCAGGACGGCAGGAGUGUGUGAGGAGUGUGUGAGGAGUGUGUGAGGGUGGAGAACAGCCUCCGGGUGGAGGCGGUGUUUCCCUCCAGAGUUCGGACGGCGCGCUUCAGGCUCCGGAGGACUGAAGCUGAGCUCUUCUGCCUCAGGAUCGUCCUCUUCCUCCCCUCUGCUCCGAUCCGAUGUACAGGAAUCCUUGGAUCUCCAACUACCUGACUCCUGUCAGGGUCUGCAGCCCAGGACUGGGGAGCGAGACGCCCGUGAAGCUGAACGGCCCUCGGCUGCAGAAGAGAGCGCCGAGCUUCUCCCAGGAGUUCUCCUACGACGGAAAAGACGAUCCGGUCAAAACCACCAAGGACAUCGAUGUUCCUCUGCUGGGCAGCCUGCCCCGGGUAUCUGAACUGAGGAAAAGAUUCGAAGGCAUUCCCUCCAGUGUGAGCGACUGUGAAAUGAACAGGAAGCAGCGGAUGGCGCGGCGCCUGGAGGGCAUCGACGGCGAGGUCCAGCCGUCGCUGCUGCCCAGCCUGGUGGCCAACCGGCUGCUGGAGGAGGACACCCCGCGCUACACCCGGGCCUCGGACCCCUGCGAGCCCUGCACCGUCACGGUGCAGCGGUUCGGAUCGGAGGGGAUUGAAAGCACCGCGAUGCUGCUGAAGGUUCCAGAGCGACCGUCCAGAUCUCCAGACAGACCCGACCCCCUCCUCCCCGUCGCCCUGGAGCCGGUCCCCCCCCCGGUCCCCCCCCCCCGGUCCCCGGAUUUGGAGUCCAAGGCGGAGCGCAUUGCGCGCUACAAGGCGGAGCGCCGCCGGCAGCUGGCCGAAAGCUACGGCAUCUCUCUGGACCCGGACCCUGUGCCGGACUCCUCCUCCCGGUACUGUCGCACCAGGAAGGCUUCGGACGACUCGGACGGACAGAAUGUGCCGGACUCCAGACCUGGCGCGCCGCCGCACGGCGGCGUCGACCAGGGCGGCGACUCGCUGUCGGAGCGGGAGCGGCUGAUGAACCUGGAGAACCGGCGCCGGGCCGCCGCCCCCGAGCCACCGUCCUCCUCCUACAUGGACGUGACCUCAACGUCUUCCUCCACCGUGGCGCCCGCCAAAGACGGCGCCAUCCCGGGGAUGCCGCCCGGCUCGCCCAAGCCGGGCCGGCACCAGUCACCGGGCUCGCCGAGACCCGGGGCGCCUCCUGGAGACCUGGUCCUGGAGCAGCAGGUCCACGGCGGCCUCAGCAGACCGGGCGCCGGCGCCGGAGCGAGCAGCGGCUGGUUCCUCCAGACUGACGCUGAGGGCGACGCCCACACCCCCAUCAACUGGCCCUCCAGAGUCCGGGUCAGAGAGCGUCUGGCCCAGCAGGGCCGCCAGAGGAGCCCAGAACCCGGAACCGCCUCAGAACCUCCCGGGUUCCGCCGGCAGCUCCAGCAGCAGCAGCGCCACCCGUCUCCGCCGGGCUCCCGGCAGGCCCCCGCCCAGCCUCACCGUCCGGGCGGUCCGCCGGGGGGGCGGGAGGGCGGCGGGGGCCCCAGCUACCUGUCCAUGACCUCCGGUCCCACGUCCAGGUCCGGACAGCAGCAGGAGGUCCAGGACGAGGAGCAGGAGGAGGAGGCGGAGCCCAGCGGCGUGACGGAGGGCCUGCUGAGGAGCAGGAAGGCCGUCCUGCCCUCUGAGGUCCGGCGCAGGGAGAGGAGCACCGAGGACCCCCGCCGGGGGACGGGGGAGGACGAGCCGGGGACGUCCAGGUGUCCCAGCCUCAGCCGGUCCAGGGAGGCGGAGCCCCAGGAUCCCAGAAGAGGAGGUCCCAGAUCCAGGACCAGGUGGGAGGAGGCAGAGGGCAACCCCAGGGACCAGGAGCGUCUUCUCUACGUCCACAAAGGACCUGCCGCGGUCCACAUCCAGCGCCGGGCGCCGCCUGGGGGGGGCGCAGUCUCCAGCACGGCUCCAACCGCCACCGAUUCCCGAGUGCCAGACCAGUGCAGCCCACGAUGCACCAGGGCGGCGGGGAUGGGUACCGGGGACGCCCUGCAGGAGGACGCCCGGCAGGACGCCCGGCAGGACGCCAGUCAGGACGGCCGGAGGGACGGCCGGCAGGACGGCCGGAGGGACGGCCGGCAGGACGCCAGGCAGGACGCCAGGCAGGACGCCCAGCAGGACGCCAGUCAGGACGGCCGGAGGGACGGCCGGCAGGACGCCCGGAGGGACGGCCGGCAGGACGCCAGUCAGGAUGCCAGGCAGGAUGCCAGGCAGGACGCCAGGCAGGACGCCAGGCAGGACGCCAGGCAGGACGCCAGGCAGGACGCCAGGCAGGACGCCCGGCAGGACGCCAGGCAGGACGCCCGGCAGGACGCCCGGCAGGACGGCCGGCAGGACGCCCAGAGGGACGCCCGGCCGUCGGUGGCCCGGCUCAGACACUCCUACAUGGAGAGCUCCACCACGCCUCCGGCCAGCCGCCGCAGCGACCCGUCCUGUUGGAGCUCGGACUUGGCGUCCACUGAAGCAGAUGAAGAGACGCUGGAUGAACGAGCUCGACUGAGCGUGGCGGCGAAGCGGUCCCUGUUCAGGGAACUGGAGCGCAGCAGCAAUGGCGGAGCUCCCAAACCCCGGUCCAGGAACGCGGCGGUGGACCGGAGACUGAGGCGGACCCAGGACCGGUCCAGGACUCAGCCCGUCACCACCGAGGAGGUGGUCAUCGCCGCCACCGCUCCCUCUCGCGUCCCCCAGCCGGUGUGUGUUCUCACCGCUGUGGCUCGUGCGCUCAGCCCCGCUCUAGUUUGCAGCACUGCCCCAUCAUGCAGUCUGCAGGCGUCAUCGCAGCGGCGGCCGGCGGACGCCCGGGAGGCGCCAGACAUGGAGGCGCCGGCCGACGGCGCCGGCCGGGAGGAGCCCGACCUCUGCGCCCUCAGCCUGGCGGAGAAGAUGGCGCUCUUCAACCGCCUGGCCCAGCCCCCCUCCAGGGUCACCCGCACCCGGGCCGACGCCCGCCGGCGCCGGAGCGACGCCCGCUACCAGACGCAGCCCGUCACCCUGGGAGACCUGGAGCAGGAGCCGUCAGACUCGGACCAGCAGGACUUGUGCUUCAGCCCCGAAAGACACCGACAACUCCAGAGCGGUGCAGCCUCUCAGGCGGGGCAGGAGGGUGGAGGUGGGGGCGGGGCAGGAGGAGGUGGGGGCGGAGACACCGUCUCCUCCGCCCACGCCGGAGACAUCCUCCUCCCCCGGGCGUCCGGCCCCACCUGGAGGUCCCUGGACCCGGCGGCCCGCCGCGGAGGGAGGCCCGCCUCCCCGGAGGCGGAGCCUGCGACUGACCUGGAGAGGGGGAGGAGCCGGGAGGAGGAGGGGGAGGAGCAAGAGGAGGAGCGGCGCAGCAGAGCGGAGCAGAAGGGGCAUCCGGAGGACCAGGUCCUGAAGACCGGCAGCUGCACCGGGGAGCUGCAGGACUUGGCGUGCGGUUCGUCCUGGACGGCGUGCGGCGCUCCGCAGGCCGACGCCCCCCUCCUGCUGCAGCCGGCGGACGAGCGGAGCGUCGCCAUGGCGACCAGACACAUGUCCAUCAGGGAGAGAGUGGCGCUGCUGAAGAGGAGCGGCGAGGAGGACUGGAGGAACCGGAUCAACAGGAAGCAGGAAGUGGCCACGGAGGCCGGCGGCGAGCAGAACGGCACGGCGCUCUGGGAGGCGGAGCCAAGCUUCAGGACGACGGAGCCAGUCUUUGCUGCCACUCUCUCUCCUCCUCCUGACCCUCUCUUCCUCACUGCUUCCCCCGAUGACCUGGACGGACAGGCCAGCAGAUCUCCCAGAGCCCUGCAGGUGGAUGAGAAACACCCCUGGAGACGGAAGAGGAUCCUGGACCCGGACGUGGACCAUCAGAGCGUCGAGGCCCACAUGUCCAUCCAGGAGAGGAAGAAGCUGAUCGUCGCCCGGGAGGAGGCCUGGAAGGUCAAAGGUCACGGAGCGGCCAACGACUCCACCCAGUUCACCGUGGCCGCACGCAUGGUGAAGAAAGGUCUGGCUGCUCCCGCCGCUCUUCAGGCUCCGGUCCAGCUGAAGGCGAAGUCCGGCCUCCACCCUGCCGUCUGCAGGCCGCAGGAAGAGAUCAAGGCUGUGCCGGACCUGAACCUGGAGUCAGAUGGAAAACUGGAUAAACUGGAGUCAUUCCUGGGAAAACUCAACAGUAAAGUGUGUUCGCUGCCGGACGCCACCGUCACCGUGACGGAGGAGAAGGUGAAGGAGGUGAUGAUCCUCGAAGACGAAACCUUCUCCAAGUUCUACCGCCACGUGGAGGACCCGCCCUCCGUCACCGGCGCCGUGGAGAUCCCCGACGACUUCGACGCCAUCUUCGGCCCCCAGGCGCCAAAGCUGACCUCCGACGUGGUGCGGCACCGACGGGCGGUGCGCCCAGCGAGGAACGUCCCGGCGUCCAGGAACCCGCUGAGGAUGCUGGCCGCCCGGAACGACAUCCGGCACGAGUACACCGAGCAGCGGCUGAACGUGGGACUGCUGGAGAGCCGGCGCAUGAAGAGCCACAAGGUGAAUAAGAACUCUUGUUUCUCCGAUGCGGCCUUGGCCGGUCUGGCCAGCAAGGAGAACUUCAGCAGUGUCAACCUGCGCAGCGUCAACGUCUCGGAGCAGGUGUCCAACAACAGCGCCGUGCCGUACAAGAAGCUCAUGCUGCUGCAGGUCAAAGGCCGGCGACACGUCCAGACCCGGCUGGUGGAGCCCAGAGCCUCGUCGCUGAACAGCGGCGACUGCUUCCUGCUGCUGACGCCGCAGCACUGCUUCCUGUGGAGCGGCGAGUUCGCAAAUGUCAUCGAGAAGAGCAAGGCAUCAGAGUUGGCGAAUUUCAUCCAGAGCAAGCGGGAUCUGGGUUGUCGGGCCGACUCCGUGCAGGUGCUGGAGGAGAACCUGGACACUCAGGGCCCCGUGGCCCAAGAGUUCUGGCAGGUCCUGGGGGGCCAGUCCAGCUACCAGGCCGCAGGCAGCCCGGAGGAGGACGAGCUGUACGAAGGCGCCAUCGUGGAGACCAACUGCGUCUACCGGCUGACGGAGGACAAGCUGGUCCCGGACGACGACUUCUGGGCCAAGAUGCCGCGCUGCUCCCUGCUGCGCCCCACGGAGGUCCUGGUGUUCGACUUCGGCAGCGAGAUGUACGUCUGGCACGGGAAGGAGGUGACGCUGGCGCAGAGGAAGGUGGCCUUCCAGCUCGCCAAGCACCUCUGGAACGGCACCUUCGACUACACCAACUGCGACAUCAACCCGCUGGACCCCGGGGAGUGCAACCCCGUCAUCCCCAAGAAAGGUCAAGGCCGGCCGGACUGGGCCGUGUUCGGCAGACUGACUCAGCACAACGAGACCACGCUGUUCAAGGAGAAGUUCCAGGACUGGACGGACUCCAGGAGGACCCCCAGCCCCACCAGGGCCGCCGGCGCCACCCCGGCGGACCACAAGGAGCAGCCGCAGACGUGCAACGCCGCCCUGAUGCUGGCGCCGCGCCAGGCGCCGGUCUGCACCGUCCUGGAUGGGCUCAGCGUGGGGCGGGGCUACGGCCGGGUGGAGGCCGACGACUGGCGCAGCUACCAGGUGGACACGCUGGCGGUGGAGGUCUGGCACAUCCUGGAGUUCGACUACAGCCGCCUGCCGCGCCAGAGCAUCGGCCAGUUCCACGAGGGCGACGCCUACGUGGUGAAGUGGAAGUACAUGGUCAGCACGGCAGUGGGGAGGAGGCAGAACCCCGAGACCCGGACCGCCGGACCCGGCAAGGAGAAGUGCUGCUACUUCUUCUGGCAGGGCCGCAACUCCACCGUCAGCGAGAAGGGCACGUCGGCGCUCAUGACGGUGGAGCUGGACGAGGAGCGCGGGGCGCAGGUCCAGGUCCUGCAGGGGAAGGAGCCGCCGUGCUUCCUGCAGUGCUUCGGAGGAGGGAUGGUCGUCCACUCCGGGAGGAGAGAGGAAGAGGAGGAGAACGCUCAGAGUGACUGGCGGCUGUACUGUGUGCGCGGCGAGCUGCAGAGGGAGGGCCACCUGCUGGAGGUGGCCUGUCACUGCAGCAGCCUGCGCUCCCGGGCCUCCAUGCUGCUGCUGAGCGUCAGCCAGGCGCUCAUCCACCUGUGGCACGGCUGCAAGUCCCAGACGCACGCGCAGGAAGUGGCGCGCACGGCGGCCAAUCACAUCAAAGAGCACUGUCCUCUGGAGGCCGGCCUCCACAGCAGCAGCAAGGUCACCAUCCGGGAGUGCAGCGAGGGCACCGAGCCCAGUGCAUUCUGGGAAGCUCUCGGGAGGAGGGACAGGAAGGCGUACGACUGCAUGCUGCAAGAUCCGGGCCGGUUUAACUUCACGCCCCGCCUGUUCCAGCUGAGCAGCGCCUCGGGGGCGUUCGCCGCCGCGGAGCUCCUCUACCCGGCCCGAGACCCCCAGCGGGUCAACGCCAUGCCCUUCCUGCAGGAGGACCUGUACGGCGCCACCCAGCCAGGCCUGUUCCUGGUGGACAACCACCACGAGGUGUACCUGUGGCAGGGCUGGUGGCCCGGGGACGGCCGCAGCGCCGGCUCGGCCCGGAUGCGCUGGGACUCGGACAGGAAGUGCGCCAUGGAGACGGUGCUGCAGUACUGCAGAGAGAAGAACGAGAAGAAGCCCCCCAGAGCGUACCUGGUCCACGCCGGCCUGGAGCCGCUCACCUUCACCAACAUGUUCCCCUGCUGGGAGCACCGCGAGGACGUGGCCCGGAUCACCGAGCGGGAGGCGGAGGUGUGUCAGCAGAUCAUCCUGGUCCAGGAGGUUCUGGCCCGGCUCUGCCAGGACUCCUUCCCCCCGGCGGCGCUGCUGGCCCGGCCGCUGCCCGACGGCGUGGACCCGCUCCGGCUGGAGCGCUACCUGACCGACCAGGACUUCCAGGCAGCAGGGGCUGAUGGGAAGAGCGUCCUGGACAUGAGCAGGGAGGAGUUCUCCGUCCUGCCGGCCUGGAAGCAGGUGGAGGUGAAGAAAGCCAGAGGCCUGUUCUGAGCAGCGGGCGGCGCU
This is a messenger RNA of Salarias fasciatus (jewelled blenny), 7008 nucleotides long. Its product is annotated as supervillin-like. Gene Ontology annotation, molecular function: phosphatidylinositol-4,5-bisphosphate binding; actin filament binding. Gene Ontology annotation, cellular component: actin cytoskeleton; cytoplasm. The coding region runs from base 190 to 6993 and encodes 2267 amino acids. Lineage: Eukaryota; Metazoa; Chordata; Actinopteri; Blenniiformes; Blenniidae. The transcript has 44 exons. Gene Ontology annotation, biological process: cytoskeleton organization; barbed-end actin filament capping; actin polymerization or depolymerization. The record is from RefSeq and is a predicted model, not a curated record.